AUGGGCUCUGUUCUCAUCUCCAUGUUGUCUGUGCAGCUGCCUCCUAUUGAUGAGCCUAUCCCCAGUGCCCUGUCCUGCCCCAUCCUAGUUGGUCAAAGACAAAGAACAGAAGUGCAGGAGACGAGCCUCUCUGGGGACAGCCUCUCCCUGACCCAGACCUACUCCAACGAGUCCCAUAGCAACUCUAAGGAAACCCAGAAUUACUCCAAGGAGACCCAGAAUUACUCCAAGGAGACCCAGAACUACUCCAAGGAGACCCAGAACUACUCCAAGGAGACCCAGAACUACUCCAAAGAAACCCAUCACUACUCCAAGACCAAAAACAACCAAAAAACCCACAACUACUCCAAGGAGACCAGCAACUACCACAAAACCCACAACUACUCCAAGAAGACCAAAAACAACCAGAAAACCCACAACUACUCCAAAGAGACCAGCAACUACCACAAAACCCACAACUACUCCACGGAGACCAGUAACUACCACAAAACCCACAACUACUCCACGGAGACCAGUAACUACCACAAAACCCACAACUACUCCAAGGAGACCAGUAACUACCACAAAACCCACAACAACUCCACGGAGACCAGUAACUACCACAAAACUCACAACUACUCCAUGGAGACCAGUAACUACCACAAAACCCACAACUACUCCAAGGAGACCAGUAACUACCACAAAACCCACAACUACUCCAAGGAGACCCUCAAUAACCACAAAACCCACAACUACUCCAAGGAGACCCUCAACAACCACAAAACCCACAACUACUCCAAAAAGACCGCAAACAACCACAAAACCCACAACUACUCCACAGAGACCAGUAACUACCAUAAAACCCACAACUACUCCAAGGAGACCAGCAACUACCAUAAAACCCACAACUACUCCAAUGGGACCCUCAACUACCACAAAACCCACAACUACCCCAAGGAGAUCCUCAACAACCACAAAACCCACAACUGCUUCAACAAGACCCACAAAUGCUCCAAAAUCAACCAGAAUCUCUACCUCAGCUCCUCCACCACCAGCAAACGCACCAACUCCAAAACCAGUUGACAUCGACACUGUGACAUCUUCACACCGCCCUUGGAAUAAUCACACCGAAGUGGUCCCCACACCAAACCCCCUGAAGAUCCACACCAAGGGCCUCUAUAUCGGCAUCUCCGUGUCUGUUGUGCUGCUGCUUCUCACGAG
Molecule: messenger RNA, 1200 nt
Organism: Peromyscus maniculatus bairdii (prairie deer mouse)
Lineage: Eukaryota; Metazoa; Chordata; Mammalia; Rodentia; Cricetidae
Source: RefSeq, a predicted model, not a curated record